GUAGUACAAAAGAAUAGCAUAAAUAAAAAUAAAUUUAAACCUGUGAAGGAUGUAGAGACGUAGACGACACCGUGUUUUAUUGCAAUUUAUUCCAAUGAUUUUUGUAAAUUUGUGGUAAAGACCACUCACAGCUCACAGCAGAAGCAUUCGUUUAAAAAAAAUCCUUUAAUAAACAAUAACAUAUAAUCAUGCACACCUGCUGUUCGAUAUCUGUUGGUCUUUGUCUUCCUUUCAUUACAUUGUAUAUAGGGUAUAUUUUUUUGACACGUUCCCAAAGUUUUUUUGAAUGCGUACCAGAUAUUUUUGAAUUCGUCCCACAAUCUGUUGAAUGUGUCCCUGAUAUAAUUACGGGACGAAUUAAAAAAAAUAUGAGACGAAUUCAAAACUUUCUGAGACGAUACCAAUAUCCUUAGGACUCUUCGAGACUCUUUUAUUGUAAAAAUUAUCGAGUUGCUAGGCUCACUGUUUGACAAGGCGUUCAGAAUCUCGAUAAUUUGGGUUCCUUCUCAUUGCGGAAUUUCCAGGCAUUGAGAAGGUAGACUAACUGGCCAAAACAGGCGUCAGAGAGGGCGCAUUUUACGAUCGGCCCAUCUCAUCCCAAGAGUUCCUUCGUUCCCCACAACAACUUUUCCUGUCUCGCUGGCAGAGCUUGUGGGAAUCGGACGAACCCGGUCGAAUCAUUUCGCUCUGGAUGCACAUCUACAGCGUAUUAAUCUGGCUCAGACGAAAGCCAAACCGUUGAGGAAACAGUCACUUCCGAAGACAACACCCUGAGCCGCAAAAGGAAGGCAGACCGGGAUUUUGUGUUGUCCAGAAAAUUCUAACUAUUGUUUGUUCUGUUACAGCCCCGUUCAGUUCCCAACAGCUAAUGACAAGAUUAGCUCACACCAUCAAGUGUGUAGACCAGAGAUCAUGGAAAGACAAUAUCAUAGCCGUGAACUUCCAAACACCACCAAAACCAAGCAAUAGCCACGUCAUAGACACUAAAUAUCACAAAGGACAAUAUAUUAGAUUAGAACCUCGAUUUAUCAACUCCAGGUGAUCACAGUCUGUGAUCUUUAAAUGAGUCAGUUAAGAGUAAGAUGACUUAACCUUAUGAUCUUGUUAUGUGACGAAAUCUGGAUUAGGUUUUAGAGACUUCAUGGUCAUAUAUGAAGGGGACGUGAUGAUGACCCUUUUCAUCAGAUUUCGAUCUAUCUCUACCAACCUUUAUGAUUAGCUAAGUGCAGUGAUUUGGAAAAAAGUUGAGGUUAUGUUCAUACUGACGAACGUACAUACACCAGAAGAGGACAAAACUUAAAUCCCUAUUUAGUUUGCGGAAAUAACUCGGCAUAUACAUUGCAAUAAUACCCAUGCUAUAAGAUGGGAUUACUUUAGAAACCGUUGCAUCUGGUGACCCAAUAUUUUGGAAGAUUAGCUCAGCUCAGAACACAUGUCUGCAGAGAUCGAAACGUUAUCCAUCCACCCACAAACUAAAACCAGAAUUUAAGCACCCUUCCCAGUUGGUAAAAGGAAGGAAAGAGCCAAACAUAAACGGGUUUCCCACCAACGUAAGAUGGUGACUUGAUGAUAACUUGAGUCACUGCGUCUGGAUAUUGCUGCCCGAUUGUUUCCCGGUUAGAAGAAUUCGAAUAUAAGUAAUAAAUCUAACGGAUAUCUAAUGGAGGAUACAUCAAUUUACCACCCUUAGCGAUUGUACCUUAACCAUCUCGGUCCAACAAAAAAAUAAAAAGAAAAACACCUGAUUAGCGCGUUCUUGCAUCUGACCGGUUCGUGAAUGGGGUAUCUUUAGGUCAAUGGGUGUCUCCAAGCUUUAGUGCUUUGCCCCGUUUAUUGGAGCCCUACAUUUCAUUUCGACCACCCACUUCCCUUGCAUUCAACUUUUGGAGAAAAAAAGGCUACACUAGCAAAACAAAAUAGAAACUUAGCUUUCUACCAAGAGAGUUCGAGCUGGUGAUUGGCACACAGCAUGUUGGAUCUCCUCACCUUUCCUCCACCCGCCGGGGCACAAAAUAAAAAGCCUAAAGCAAAGAUUAACACAAGGACUAUAUAUUCGCCGGGAAAAAGGUUCUCCAGAGUUGCAGCACUCGAAGUCCCGAACGUCCCGAAGCUUAAGAAGCCGUAACAUCUUAUACGAAAAAAAAGAAAACCCCAAUUCCCUUCAUGCCAAAUAACCGUUACGCGGGAUCUGUUCGAAAGAGAAUCGAAAAAACAGAAUCCAACCCGGGUGGAGGCAAGAUUCCUGCAGACAAGUGAAAGAAGACCAAACAACGAAAGCAACCGAGGGAACAAUAGGGUUUUUUUUGUUGGGAAGGGGUAUAGAUGGCAUCCACAAGCACGAAGAAAGGCAAACCUGUUUCGAAAAUUCAGUUCAGCCACCACUUUCUUCGUGCUGUGUGUUUUCUCGGGACAUCGGGACAACUUCAGCGAACGAUAUCGAACAACAAGAACAAAAAAAAGGUAUAAAUGAUAGUGGAAAAGUGAUUUCGAGCGUCAGAAUAUCGAGAAACCGCAAGACAACCGGUAAGAUCGCCGAUCGUGCUUUAAGGUCCGGGGCGCGCAAAACAAGACCAAGACAGAGUGUGGUUUUAGGUUCGAAGGUUCGCAUAUACGGGUGGGGAGUUAGUAGGUCAUUAUAGAUUUGUGUGCCUGGUGUGAAGUAGCUUCCGGACAACGUUGACGUAGGUGUGAUUGUUCCGUUUGAUUGAGUGUACAAGUUGCGUGAAGCGUUCUGUAGUUGUUUGUCCAGGUCUAUAUAUACGUGACCGAGGUUAAUAGAAUCUGGGGGGUUUUUUUGCUGUAAGUGCGCACGUGGCAUUUAAAAUGAAACGUUCAACAGUUGCGACAGUGUCUGCAAUCCUUCUGGUGCUGCUGAUGGUGGUGGUAGACCGGGUCGCAGCGGAAGCCGAUCCAGAAACGCAGGGACAAACGGUUAGCGUACCACCUUCGACACCGAGUCCCACCGAACCCCUUCCUUUCGAUGAACCCACAGUGGAGCGGUUCUUCACCGCCGUCAAGAGUCAGCUGCGAUGCGGAUAUCCUAUGUUUGGCGUACCUUCCCUGGUACCCUUGAAGAUAAGCUACACCCUCAAGACGUCGUUCGAUCUGCUUUCGCUAAAGAAGAUCAGCGUGGUAGCGUCCAACAUUAGCGUCCACGGCCUGAAUGAGUUUAGCUGGGAUCCGUCCCGCACAAGGUUUACACGUACGUCCGCCACCGUACCACUUUCCUUCCCGAAUGUGACCGCAUUUGCUCAAACCUCAAUCAACGGUGUCAACGGGACGUCCUUCCUAGAGCUGCGCAACAUUACCGUCCGGUUGGACGCACAGUACGAGGAGAAGGACGAUCUGCUGUACGUGACCGAUCUGGGCGGUUCGAUACUACUCGAAGAUGCGAAGGUGAAGAUUGCUUCACUCUUCCCGAAGAGUGCGAAGCUGAGCAAGAUCUGGAACAAAGCGAUCGGCAAAUCGUUGCCCAUAUUGGUGGAGCUGUUCAAUGGCGGUAAGCUGAAGAUCGAGUAUCUUAGCCGGUUGCUUAGCGGUGCCAAGUUUUACGCGAUGAACACGAUCAACAAUGCGCUCAACUCGCACAGCCUCAACUUUGAUCGGUUGAUCGAGAGCAUGGUAAAGUUCGCCGACGGUACGUCGGAUUCGCUUCAGUGUGACGGUACCGCACCGAUGGCCGGUGACGAACUUAUCGGAUGGUUACGGGCAUAAAACAAAACGAGAGAGAGAGAGUGAGACAAACACAACACUUUUCUCCGCACGUGGAACCACUUAGCAAGCUAAGAACUUUAUAAUAAAGCAUUUACAGUUAACAAUCCCGGCGACGUCGGACACAUCGAAUCUUCAAUCUAAAACAAUCAAACUUGUGCGUGACAGCACACUUUAGUUGCCAUCUUUCAACCUUCUUGCGCACACACACACGUACGAUUGCAGAACGGAGAAUGCGCGAACGAGAAAAAGUAUGCAAGUAACGCAUAACAGCUUUAAAACUGUCACAAAAGCACGUCAAAACAGGGGGCAUGAAUAGUGUACUUGUCAAAUGAGUAGAAAAGAAUCUAAUUUUUCGUCACGAUUUAGGGUUCAAAUCUUAUGCCGGAGCGCGACAAUUUUUUUUUCACUUUUCAUUCUUUUUUUCUACAUGUAGCAUGUGUUUGUUUUUCACAAAUUGUAAUUAUUUUGCACGUUUUGUCACUUUAUCUGCAAUUUUACACUUCCUCAGAGCACUGUUUACAUACUUUACUGACUUUAGUGCACUAUAAAACAAUUUUCACUGUUCACGGUUGAUUGUUUUGGUUCGUUUUUCCUUCUGCUUUUCGGUCAUAUCGCUACUAUAGACGGUCCUUUCUUCUUUUGGACCGUCUGGCUAUAUUUAAUCACAAGCAAAAUCAAACCAUUCAUUGCACAACCGUGACAACACAAAGGACAGAGAAACUGUGUGUAGAAAACAAUCUCUUGCACCAUCCAUAAAUGAAGUGUUAUAAUUUCAAAGUUAGCCGGAAAAUAGGUUACUUUCCGCUGGCUGGUUGUGUCGCCCUCCAUCUCGGGUUCGUAUACAAAUCGAUCACAAUAGGGGAGUCUCGGUAGCGUGUUG
Molecule: messenger RNA, 4594 nt
Organism: Anopheles funestus (African malaria mosquito)
Lineage: Eukaryota; Metazoa; Arthropoda; Insecta; Diptera; Culicidae
Exons: 4
Coding region: 2824-3714 (296 amino acids)
Source: RefSeq, a predicted model, not a curated record